AUUUAAUCUUCCGUUGCCAUAUUCCCAAGGUUUUCAAGAUGUCCGUGUUACCCAAAUUAGUUGAUCUCGCAUCGUUUGUGACUUUUAGAGUGUCCUGUGGUAACCUGAAACUAAACCCACCCAAGGUUGUGGUGAGAUUUGGGGAUCCUGUGUCAGCGAACUGCAGCACCUCCACUAAACAUUAUGGCAUGGGCUGGGAGGCCCCUGUGGGAGCUGUAGACCUGAGGGACAAUGUUAAUGUGAUCACCUGGACAGUUCCAGAGCUGACUGACUGGGACAUGGAGGCAAUAUGCUUCAUCAACUCUGAUGAUGUACAGCACUCCAAAACUCUUUCAGUCAUUGUCUAUAAGACUCCAGACAGUGUGUCCGUCAGUUAUGUAAAUCACACAGGCCCAGUGAUGGAGAAGACACAGUAUGAGCUCCAGUGUGACAUUAAGAACAUUGCUCCUGUUCAGUAUCUCACUGUGAGGUGGUACAAAGGACAGACUCUAGUGGACAGUCAAACAUUUACUGAUGACUCCAAGACUCCAGUGAAUGUUUCUGCUCCACUCCUGAUCACUCCCAGUAGAGCUGAUCAUGGAGCUCAGUACAGGUGUGAGGCAGAGCUGGACCUGGGAGCAGAAGGACCUCAACCUCCUCCUACAGUACAGGCAAAGGCUCUAAAUGUUGAAGUGUGUUUGUCCUGUGGUAACCUGAAACUAAACCCACCCAAGGUUGUGGUGAGAUUUGGGGAUCCUGUGUCAGUGAACUGCAGCACCUCCACUAAACAUUAUGGCAUGGGCUGGGAGGCCCCUGUGGGAGCUGUAGACAUGAGGGACGAUGUUAAUGUGAUCACCUGGACAGUUCCAGAGCUGACUGACUGGGACAUGGAGGCAAUAUGCUUCAUCAACAUUGAUGAUGGACAGCACUCCAUAACUCUCCCAGUCAUUGUCUAUAAGACUCCAGACAGUGUGUCCGUCAGUUAUGUAAAUCACACAGGCCCAGUGAUGGAGAAGACACAGUAUGAGCUCCAGUGUGACAUUAAGAACAUCGCUCCUGUUCAGUAUCUCACUGUGAGGUGGUACAAAGGACAGACUCUAGUGGACAGUCAAACAUUUACUGAUGACUCCAAGACUCCAGUGAAUGUUUCUGCUCCACUCCUGAUCACUCCUAGUAGAGCUGAUCAUGGAGCUCAGUACUGGUGUGAGGCAGAGCUGGACCUGGGAGCAGAAGGACCUCAACCUCCUCCUAGAGCACAGGCAAAGGCUCUAAAUGUCGAAGUUAAACCUUAUAAUUGUCAUGACUUUGGGGGAUGUUAUGUUCAUCCGCUGGAGCUUCAUCCACCCAAGGUUGUGGUGAGAUUUGGGGAUCCUGUGUCAGCGAACUGCAGCACCUCCACUAAACAUUACGGCAUGGGCUGGGAGGCCCCUGUGGGAGGUGUAGAACUGAGGGACGAUGUUAAUGUGACCACCUGGUCAGUUCCAGAACUGACUGACUGGGACAUGGAGCCAAUAUGCUUCAUCAACACUGAUGGUGGACAGCACAACAAAACUCUUUCAGUCAUUGUCUAUAAGACUCCAGACAGUGUGUCCGUCAGUUAUGUGAAUCACACAGGCCCAGUGAUGGAGGAGACACAGUAUGAGCUCCAGUGUGACAUUAAGAACAUCGCUCCUGUUCAGUAUUUCACUGUGAGGUGGUACAAAGGACAGAAUCUAGUGGACAGUCAAACAUUUACUGAUGACUCCAAGACUCCAGUGAAUGUUUCUGCUCCACUCCUGAUCACUCCCAGUAGAGCUGAUGAUGGAGCUCAGUACAGGUGUGAGGCAGAGCUGGACCUGGGAGCAGAGGGACCUCAACCCCCUCCUACAGUACAGACAGAGACUCUUCACAUGACUGUGCAUUACAAGCCGAUAAUAGAAAUAUGUUUGAACUUCUCUCGGAUGUGGAAUUCCACCUUGGAUAAAUUGCAUAUCGAUGUUUUGGGGAACCCACAUCCAGACCUUACCUGGUUCCAUAGAGGAGCAGAGGUUAAAGCAUCUGUGCCCCUCAACACAAAUGACUCUAGAUGGUACCAGUUAAUUGCCAGAAAUGAAUUGGGUGAAAGGAGUUGUGACACAUUCAUCAUUGUGGAGAAUGCUCCUGAGAUUGACUGCCCUUUGGAAUAUGAGGUGAGGGAGCAGGAGGAGGUGAACAUUUCUUGCACAGCAGUGGGUUCUCCAACUCCUGAGAUCUCCUGGUCCAAAGAUGGAAAGAGAGUCGAUCGCCCGAAAUAUCUCUCCAGAGAAGACGGUGGCUCCUUCACUAUCAAUGCCACAAAUAAACAUGGAACCAAGGAGCAUGUGCUAAAAAUCAACGUUCUCUAUGCUCCUGAGAUUGACUGCCCUUUGGAAUAUGAGGUGAGGGAGCAGGAGGAGGUGAACAUUUCUUGCACAGCAGUGGGUUCUCCAACUCCUGAGAUCUCCUGGUCCAAAGAUGGAAAGAGAGUCGAUCGCCCGAAAUAUCUCUCCAGAGAACACGGUGGCUCCUUCACUAUCAAUGCCACAAAUAAACAUGGAACCAAGGAGCAUGUGCUAAAAAUCAACGUUCUCUAUCCUCCCUCUAUAGUCUCCUUACCAAGUGAUGUAGAGGACAUUGAACUAGGAGAUGCUGGGAUCACCCUUAAUUGCACAGCCAUAGGAAAUCCUGCACCUGUGUAUAGCUGGAACUCCACGCUUUUACAAGAGAAAACAGACCAACCAACCACUGCAUCUCUCAGUCCAGGGAAUUAUACCUGUUCUGCCUCCAACAAGCUAGGCAGAGUUUGGAAACACUUCAGUGUCAAAGCCAAGCCAAGAAUAUCUCACUGUGAGGUGGUACAAAGGACAAACCUUGUGGGCAAAGAGACAGUUUCUCACACCUCCAAGAGUUCUCUUCUACACUCCAGCUCACGCCGUGAAGAGCUGAUGAUGUAG
This is a messenger RNA of Chanos chanos (milkfish), 2930 nucleotides long. RefSeq names its product hemicentin-1-like. Gene Ontology annotation, biological process: cell adhesion. NCBI's taxonomy places the organism in Eukaryota, Metazoa, Chordata, Actinopteri, Gonorynchiformes, Chanidae. The coding region runs from base 39 to 2930 and encodes 963 amino acids. The transcript has 13 exons. Gene Ontology annotation, molecular function: integrin binding. The record is from RefSeq and is a predicted model, not a curated record.